Molecule: messenger RNA, 216 nt
Organism: Rotaria socialis
Lineage: Eukaryota; Metazoa; Rotifera; Eurotatoria; Philodinida; Philodinidae
Source: the annotation of a GenBank genome assembly
AUGAUGAAGAAACUGUUAAAAUUCCAAGAGAACAAUGCUCAACGAUCAAAAAUUAGUGUUAAAGAAAUCGAAUAUGGUUUAGGAUUCUUACUUGAAAGACAAUUAAUUUUAACAAUUAUCAGAUUAUUGAACAAAAAAUAUUUAAUUGAUAUUCAACAUUUAGAUCGACGAAUAUUAUCAUCAGAUGAAUCAUAUAAUAUACAAUUAAAAGAUUAA